GGCAGCUCGUCAUUGUGAGUGCUCGUCUUUUAGCUUUGUGGCUAGGUUGGUUGGCAGUCGGUUGUUUUCGUGUUAGCCUUCCUGUGGUCUGCCGUCGCUACCGCAUAUUCGGUCGCUAUCUGCACGCACCAUAUAAUACAGAUGGACCAGCAGGACCAGUCCUAUAUGUUUGCAAGUCUCACACGGCCUCACUCGGAGCAGCUGCUGCAGGGUCUCCAGCUCCUGCGGCAGGAUCACGAACUGUGUGACAUUGUUCUCCGAGUGGGUGAUGCCAAGAUCCAUGCCCACAAAGUUGUGUUGGCCAGCAUCAGCCCCUACUUCAAGGCCAUGUUUACAGGUAACCUCUCAGAAAAGGAGACCUCUGAGGUGGAGUUCCAGUGCAUUGAUGAGGCUGCUUUGCAGGCCAUUGUGGAGUAUGCAUACACAGGGACUGUGUUUAUCUCCCAGGAAACAGUUGAAUCCCUGCUGCCGGCUGCCAAUUUACUCCAGGUUAAGCUUGUACUUAAGGAGUGCUGUUCUUUCUUAGAAAGCCAGCUGGAUGCUGGGAACUGCAUAGGGAUCUCCCGCUUCGCAGAGACAUAUGGCUGCCAUGACUUGUGCCUGGCUGCUACUAAGUUUAUCUGUGAGAACUUUGAAGAGGUCUGUCAGACGGAGGAGUUUUUUGAACUAACAAGAGCAGAGCUGGAUGAAAUAGUUUCUAAUGAUUGUCUUAAGGUAGACACGGAGGAGACUGUGUUUUACGCCUUGGAAUCAUGGAUCAAAUAUGACGUAACAGAGAGACAGCAGCAUCUCGCUCAGUUGUUACACUGUGUUCGCCUUCCCCUUCUCAGCGUCAAAUUUCUCACUCGCCUAUAUGAAGCCAACCACCUUAUACGAGACGACCAUGCAUGCAAACACCUGCUCAAUGAGGCCCUUAAAUAUCACUUUAUGCCUGAGCACAGACUUUCUUAUCAGACUGUGUUGUCAGCGAGGCCCAGGUGUGCCCCCAAGGUGUUGCUUGCAGUAGGAGGCAAGGCUGGACUGUUUGCCACAUUAGAAAGCAUGGAAAUGUAUUUCCCUCAGACUGACUCGUGGAUCGGACUGGCCCCUCUUAGUGUCCCCCGGUACGAGUUUGGAGUGGCUGUGCUGGACCACAAAGUGUACGUGGUGGGAGGCAUCGCCACGCACAUGAGGCAGGGCAUCAGCUAUCGGAGGCAUGAGAGCACGGUGGAGGCCUGGGACCCUGAAAGCAACACAUGGUCCUCGGUGGAGCAUAUGGCCGAGUGUCGCAGCACACUUGGGGUGGUGGUCCAGGCUGGAGAGCUGUACGCUUUGGGAGGCUAUGACGGCCAGUACUACCUGCAGUCUGUUGAGAAAUAUGUCCCCAAGCUGAAGGAAUGGCAACCGGUGGCACCCAUGACAAAGUCCCGCAGCUGCUUUGCCACGGCUGUGCUGGAUGGCAUGAUCUAUGCUAUUGGAGGGUAUGGCCCAGCACACAUGAACAGUGUGGAGAGGUACGACCCCAGCAAGGAUGCCUGGGAAAUGGUAGCCCCCAUGGCAGACAAGAGGAUCAACUUUGGUGUCGGUGUCAUGCUCGGCUUCAUAUUUGUGGUGGGUGGGCAUAAUGGAGUGUCCCACCUGUCCAGUAUUGAGAGGUACGACCCCCAUCAAAACCAGUGGACAGCCUGUCGGCCAAUGAACGAACCUCGUACUGGUGUUGGUUCUGCCAUUGUGGACAACUACCUCUAUGUAGUAGGAGGUCACUCCGGGUCGUCUUACCUGAACACUGUCCAGCGCUACGACCCCAUCUCAGACAGCUGGUUGGACUCCAGUGGCAUGAUGUACUGCCGUUGCAAUUUUGGUCUGACUGCCCUUUGACCAAUGGCCCGUUCAGCUAGGACUCAGUAAAGCAAUUUCUGAAAGAAAACUUGUUUUUUUGUUACCUGCUCUCCUGUUUUCCCCACAUUCGUUCUCCAGGAGCAAAUGCACACCUGAAAGAACAUCUGAGCUCUUGCUUGGGUGGCUGGGUGUGCACAAAUAGCUGGCUGGUUGGAUGGAGGGGAUCCCAGUCUUGCUGCAGAGAUGUAAAAGUGUAAAGGUUGUGCAGCAGAGGGAAGGGAGGAAGAUGUCUGGAUGGAUGAUGGCGCAGGCACCUGGAUACGAGUGCUGCUGGACCACUACGAGAACUUCGAGCCAUGUCCCAGGGGGUUGUAGGAAACUUUUGUUACAUUAGCUGACAUUUAUGUCCUCUAUUUUACACGUCAGUACGUUUAAUGCUUAAGAUUUACAGCUGCAUUCAGAACUAUGUUACAGUUUUGUAGAACACUGCAGUUUGCUUGUGUCUUUGUGCGAACCUGUGGUUGUUGGCGUGUAUGCACGGAAGGGUAUGUGCAUGUCGGAUGGAUCCGUUUUUAUUUUAUUUGUUUUUGUUACUUGUCCGCGUGUAGAACUAAUGCUCGAGCGCAGUGAGGCGACGAGUUCUGCAUUCAAAUCAGUGCUUCACAGGAAGAAAACAGAGCAAACUUAGAAACUUUAUAUUUUCCUCAAAGGGCUGCCUUUCUCUUUUGUAAAUAGUAUAAAUUAAAUAUAUAGAUAAAUAUAUCCUCUAGUGCAUUGCCUGUAAAUGUUUAUCUGCACUGGGUCACUAAUGUGUGUGCGAAUGUGGGUGUGAUUUGAUUCACGCGAGAGGGAGGAGUUCUCCCCUUAGUUUGUCGCCUAUGCGUUUCUGCGUCAUCCUCCAUCAUUUCAUAAAAAUGUCAACAAAUUUUAAAGGUCAGGUCAUGCAUGCACUUGUCUCUAUAAUGGUUGAAACGUGUCUCAGCCAAUUUUGUCCACAAUAUUAACUGGUGCUAUAUUUAGGAUUCAGGACUUAGAUGUUUGUCUAGGUUGCUGCACAUGUUCUAGUCAGUGUAUGCUUAAUCUCCAGGUCAUUUUUACAUUUGAUGCUGGGAAUCUGCUUUUUGGGCAUUUAAAUGCACGACAUCCUAAAUGGCCCCUCACCAUGCAAUAAAAUAAGUUUAGAUAAAAAGGGAAAGAAAAUAAAAAAAAAAUUCUCAUAAAGCUGCAUGUUUUAAAAACUGGAAUACCAUCAAAAGAUUAAUUAAAAAAAAAAAAAGGAAAACCUUUAAAAAUUUAUGGAGUUAUUACCCACAGAGUGAUAUAUGUAAAGUGCUUCAGUUAUAUUCAUAAAUAUUUAAUUAUAUUCAUGCAUUCAUUUACACUGUGUUCCAAAUUCACUGAGUGAUAUUUUCUCCAAUUUUCUUAAAUGGUCAAUGCAAAUGAUGGUCAGUAUAAUUUUCAAGUCAAACUGUUACAGAAUAGGAUGAGAAAAAGUAUUCCCUCUGCCCCCCCCAAAAAAAAACCCUCAAAAUGCACUGCUCCAAAUUAUUUUGCACUGCAGAUUUUCUAAACAUUUUCUAGUUUAUAAAGAAUUGCAAACAGUAAUUCUUUGAAUGUGCAGCAUUAAGUGGUCACAUGUACUAAAAUCAAAAGCUGUUUCAAUUAAAAACAUCUUAACAGACCGAGUUACAUGUUAACAUAGGGCCCCUUCUUUGAUAUCAUCUGCACAAUUCUUGCAUCCGUUGAACUUGUGAGUUUGUGGAUAGUUUUUGCUUGAAUUUCUUUGCAGGAUAUCAGAAUAUCUUCCCAGAGUUACUGUUUUGAUAUGAACUGCAUCCCACUCUCAGAUCUUCUGCUUGAGGAAACUCCAGAGGUUCUCAAUAGGGUUGAGGUCAGAGGAGGAUGGUGACCACACCAUGAGUUUCUCUCCUUUUAUGCCCAUAGCAGCCAAUGACACAUUGUUAUUCCUUGCAGCAUGAGAUGGAGGAGAGGCACCAGCAGCUUCUAAUAACUGUUUGCUGCUUUGUAAGGGCAUUUUAACAGCUGCUCUCUUAAUCCGAUGACUUUGCCUAACAGAAACCUUCCUCAUUAUGCCUUUAUCUGUACAAACCCAUCUUUGUUUGGAAUCAACCACAAAUCUUUUCACAGUACGACAAGGCUUCAGUUUUCGUUAAAUAUCUAAUGUUUUCAUACCUUGUCAUACACGGCACUACUCUAUCUGAUGAUUUUCGUCAGUAGAGAGAUCCUUUCUCCCAUAUUGCUUGAAACCUGUGACCUGUUUAACCCUGUGGAACCUCCUUCUAAAGUAGAUUUCCUUUAAUUGAGAUCACCAGACAAACUAAUCCAACCAGCUCUCUGAAAUUAAUUACAGUGUUUGAAAGAGCCCUUACUCACAAUACCAUCUAUAAAUGUAGUAGCACAACAAAAAAAUUAAUCUUUAUGACACUUUAAUCCAAUUUGCAUAAUAAUUUGGAACACAGUGUAGUUUGUAGUAUAUUCAAUCAGUACUUGUUUGAAGGUAAGCCUUCCUGAAAAAUAAAUCUGAAGCUCCAUAAAACUAGCAUAACAAGAAAGCACUAAAAAAUGACCGACCUUUUUCCAUUACAUUUUUCCCUCCACUUUCCAUUAACAUGUUCACACAUAAAGGCAUAGAAACAGCCAGCAUCUUUACCAAUCACCUUUUGUGACUUACUCUUGUGUAGAGGGUCAGUUACUAUCAGGCAAGUCAGCAAUUUUCUGAUGAUUCUUUGAGCCACAACACGUCCUAAAAAAGUUUCUUAUUUCCCAUGACAUUUACUAUGAAUAAACACUUGAAUACAUCACUCUGUAUGUAAUAAAUUUAAAUAACCUUUAUCAUUUAGAAUUAUUGAAAUGAAACACUAAAGUUUUUAAUUGCACCUGUCGGUGUUGUUUCCUUCCAUGUUAUGUGGCUUUUGAAGACAAAGCACCAAAGUUUUUGUGCAAGCCGACUCAGGCCAAGUUGUCCCCAAACCCACCCAUCCUCAAGAGAAAUGCUGCAACAUAUUAAGCAGCAGAGCUCUCCUCUGAUAGGGAGAGCAGGUGUGCGCUGUUUUGCUGAGUCACUGUUCAUUUUUAAGUCUUGUCACUUUAUGUGUGCUGGUGUUUGCACAACUUUUAACCAAGCUCUCUGCAUUGCACUUACCAAAAUAUUUGACACAUAUUGUCAUUUGAUUACCUGUUUUUUUUUUCUUUUCUUUUUUUUUUUAAGCUAAUGGCAUUUAGAUGAUGCAAUAAGACUCGUUUUUUCUCUUUGGACUGAAAAUGUUUUGUGUUUGUCUCUUUAAAAAGCCAAGGCAUCUCACAUUGCUGUAACAGAACCCCACAUGGCAUGUGGACAUUAAUGGAGCAUCUGAGGGAAUCUUUGACCCUUUGUCAUUUUGUUCUUGUAUGGGAUGUGUUCAUUUAGGUUACAGUUUGUCAUAGAUGAUAGGCUGAAGUAAAACAGGUUAGCUUUUACCACAUUGAGGUAGACUACAGACUUUUCCACUUUGCUUUUGUCUUCUGUGAAAUUUUUGUUUGACGAAAAGUUACAAUGUCAUUUACUUUGCAAAUUUGUCCAAUUGUUCCUAAUUAGUUCCUUAAUGUUUGCUUCUACAUAUGUACUUUCCAAUUAAUUGAACUGAAUUUGUAAGCAACCAGUUUGUAAUUCUAUGACAAUGUUUAUAUUUAUCCUUUCAUUAGGCAAGGAUCAAGACGCUAACCUCGAUUAAUGAUUCAUGGUAUUCAAGCAAAAAAAGUUCACAACAAAAAAUGUAUCGAAAUACAAGAGAUUUUCUUUAAAAUGGAAAAGGAGUUAUUCCUACUUUUUUGCUCUUCUAUUUCUUAUAGAGUAGCAGAAGUACAAGAAGCUGAUAUUUAUAUCAUAAUUGGCUGCUUCAUUAUCAGUGUUUGAGAUAGAUUAUGAUUCUUGGCCCAGGGUGCCACUGUGCAAAAGGAUGGCUGAGUACAUGUUCAAAACAGAAUUUGAUAAAAAUCUUAUUUCAGUUGUGUUGGCACAAAAAAGACCACAUACCCCCUGCGUCUAUUUGAACAUGAGUGAUUGAUUCUCCUUCAGUUACCACACAAAGAUUGAGAUUUUUACAAGAAGAAAUUUCUCUUUCUUGUGUGUGAUCCUUCUUUCAGCCAUCGGUAUGGCAGAAUGCAGCAACAAGUAGGGUAGGGGGAAGAUAUACAGGAAAGUUUAGCAUUGUUGAAACUAAAACCUUCUUAAACUCUUAUACAUCUGCAACCAGCCCAUGCCCACUCGUUGUUUUAUCCAGUUUUUAUGGGGUCCAUUGCAAAAUAAGUUUUGUUCAAAUUAAUUUCUGCUGCCAUGAUUGAUUGAGCAUCAAUUUCCUUACAUUUUUGUUUGUUUGUUUAUUCCUGUGGUGAAUGCUGACUGCUAUUGUAAUGCAUUUUGGAAGAAAAA
Messenger RNA from Poeciliopsis prolifica (blackstripe livebearer), 6247 nucleotides. Its product is annotated as kelch-like protein 28. Lineage: Eukaryota; Metazoa; Chordata; Actinopteri; Cyprinodontiformes; Poeciliidae. Gene Ontology annotation, molecular function: protein binding. Bases 142 to 1857 code for a protein of 571 amino acids. The transcript has 6 exons. The record is from RefSeq and is a predicted model, not a curated record.